Boeremia exigua is the source of this 2624-nucleotide messenger RNA. RefSeq lists its product as uncharacterized. The record is from RefSeq and is a predicted model, not a curated record. Gene Ontology annotation, biological process: regulation of DNA-templated transcription. The coding region runs from base 172 to 2469 and encodes 765 amino acids. The transcript has a single exon. Gene Ontology annotation, molecular function: DNA-binding transcription factor activity, RNA polymerase II-specific; zinc ion binding. Lineage: Eukaryota; Fungi; Ascomycota; Dothideomycetes; Pleosporales; Didymellaceae.
UUGCUGCCUGAGAACGUCUCACACUCCCCUUUGACCUCCAAGUUCUUUCCAUUCACACUACUGUUGUAUCUGUAUGACCCCUCUUCGUGAGGGUAGGCCUGCAAGCACGACUCACCGGAGUUAACAACCUUCCACCCGCCUAUUCAACGCAACGCAUUCGACGUAGAAACGAUGUCUUUCCAGGGCCAUGUCGGCACACCCAUCGAAGAGUGGCACAAUCUCAUGAAUUGGGACGAGGAUUGCUUUACCGAUAGUCCUUCCACAACACGAGGGAGCGGUAGUCACAGUUAUCUGGCUCCAGAAGCUUCUGGUUUCCAGUCCCCAUACGUGACAUCGGCACCUCCCUCAAAUUACGGCGGACCCUCAUCGUUCGACUGUAACAUCUCAGCACCGCCGUCUCUCACCGGAGAUUCGUCUUCGUACAAUCAAUUCUACGGCACCUCGCCCAGCUUCUCCUCCACUGCGACAUCACCACUGGUAGCGCGAGACGAGCUUCGAUACUUUGGAUCCUUUGAUGCUUGCGACAACUUCUUUCCUCCUCUGGGAGGGGUCCCGGAGUCGCCUUUGUUGGAUACCACCCGUGAGGUUAUCAUGGAUUCAACUAGUUCUUUGGCAACAACAGCUGGCAACUUCCUCAAUCCGCAUGUAGCUGGUUCAUUGCAGACGUUCAGCAGUCGUGACGUCGUUGCAUCACAGAUUCUUGCCAGCACUGGUACACAAUUCGAACCUUUCUCCGCAGAAGAUUCGAUCGCCGAAGGUGAUGAAUACGAUACAUCGCCAUCGACAGUGCCCAUCCCAAUCAUACGGACCCAAGCCCAGAGCUCGAGUAGCUCAUAUAACUCUUACGAGCAGUACAUGAGCGUUCAAGACAACAGGACUAGAGCGAUUACCAUUCCACAACCACAUGGUAGACCACGCCAUAGCGCGAAAUCAUAUCAAUCUCGAUGGACUUCUAACGCGCCUCCUGUGUUGUCAACAUCUCCAAUUCCUCAACGCCGUCCUCGAAGCAGCACUCUAUCGAGAAGCAGCUCUCGUGCCGAACAACACAAAGGCAGAACCACUCCUUCCCCUACGUCUGCACACUCCUUAGGCUGGGUCCCCAUGCAGAUGGAUAACCAAUCGGGCCGUAUGGCAGCCGCUGCAUCCUCGGAUAGCGCACAGGGACGGAUGUCCAAGGGACGCAAGAGAGGGCUAGACCCGAGGCAACGAACUGAAGCAGCCCUGAUGCGAAUCAUCGGUUCUUGCUCCAACUGCAAGAAACGGAAGGAGAAGUGCGACCCUGGAACACCCUGCAAGUCUUGUCUCAAGCACUACAAAGGUGAUCUGAUCAACAAUCCUUGCCGGAACCAUCUACUUGCCGAUCUUUCCAAGGCUUUCUUGUCUGAUCGCCAUGGUUGGCAUCCGACGGCUCGUACGCUCGAAUCGUGCACCGCCCCGACUGGCCACAGUAUCUUGACAGAGAUCACGUACACGAUCCCGCUUUACUUUGGUUUUGGGCAGCCGAUGAGUGUCAGUGUCCACCCAGUCGAGCUUGAUAGUGCUCACCCCCUGGUGCACAGUCACCUUGUCUACAGCUGGCCGCCUCAGUCUUCCACCGCUUCUACUCAAACACAGGCUGUCCUUCCUGCGAUUCUGACUGCGAAUGCCGUUGUGAAUCUAAAGAAAGACCUCGAUGCGCACCUCACACAACUUGUCAUGACAGAAUUCUCCGCAUUUCCAUUGUAUUGCUCGCAAUUGCGAACUCUACGGAGCGUUUACAUCUUCUUCCGAUCACUGCGAGCAGAUUCGAAGCAAACACACACCCUUCUGCAGGCACUCAAGCUUUUGGUGCUGGUCCAUAUUGGCGGCGACAUCACCUUGCCACCACGAACGGAGAAUCGUUUUCUGGCUCGUCUGAUACACGACACUAUGAACGUUGCCAGCGACCUACAGCCCACACCCUGCUUUAUUCGUUCCCAGUUUGGUGCUAUGAUGCCCGAUCUCGCGAACGAUCUUAUGAGAGAUGUCCUCUCGUCACUGGAAGUACUGCUACUUGGACGCAAUGAAGACGAUUGGCCGACGACGUUGGCAAUUCUCAUUGUCGUCCUCAUGACGGUCGAGUCGAUCCAUUACCACUCUGCGAAACGGCCAUACCACGAAGCUUACGAUCAACUGGACUCUGUGACUAGCAGCAGUGAUACUGAGGUGAAUGAUCAGGCUGUCGACAAACUGCUCAAAUUUUAUGGCGCGUGCUUCUCGGCUUGUCACACUCGGUUACGACCUGACUGGGAGGGCGAACUAGACAAGGCUGCAGGGCGAGCAUCUGCAUCUCAUACUUUCAUCAAGAGCAUGCGCGACGCUGUCGGUAAAACGAGUCCUGGGGGCUACUUGGUGAAGAAGGCUUACCAGAAGAGGACUGAUGACGAAGACAUGGGGUUCUUCUUUGACAGACUGGUCGCUCGGUUACUUCUCCUUGAGCUUCAGUCUUGACCAGCCCGUAUGUUCUGACCACUGGCGGUGGUAUGAUCACAACUUUACGGUCUACGAUAUUACGACUGUCACGGCCUUUUUUUUGGUUGCAUUGGCGUUAGGAGGCUGUCUAAUACCUAUUUCGUUCCUUUAGACCCUUUACGAAGUACCGAUGG